Arabidopsis arenosa is the source of this 1003-nucleotide messenger RNA. The record is from the annotation of a GenBank genome assembly. Lineage: Eukaryota; Viridiplantae; Streptophyta; Magnoliopsida; Brassicales; Brassicaceae.
GCUUCACCACGAGGGACAGAUCCAUGUCUGCUUCUUCCUCCACUAAUCCCAUGUCCCGUGAGGAGGCAACACUGCUUCCGUCUGUUCAAGACAAGUACGGUGGCGUGAUGACGGAGAUGACUCACCCCAUGGAUCCUUCUCUCUUCUCCACACUUCUCCGAUCCUCUCUCUCUACCUGGACUCUUCAGGGCAAGAAGGGAGUGUGGAUCAAAUUGCCAAAGCAGCUUAUUGGUCUUGCUGAAACUGCUGUUAAGGAGGGAUUCUGGUUUCAUCACGCGGAGAAAGACUACUUGAUGCUUGUGUAUUGGAUUCCCAAAGAAGACCAUACCCUUCCUGCCAAUGCAUCUCACCGUGUUGGCAUAGGUGCCUUUGUCAUUAACCACAACAAAGAGGUGCUGGUGGUUCAAGAGAAGACAGGGAGAUUUCAAGGCCAAGGUAUCUGGAAGUUCCCCACCGGAGUUGUGAAUGAGGGUGAAGACAUCCAUGAUGGCUCAGUCAGAGAGGUGAAAGAAGAGACCGGAGUGGAUACAGAAUUCGACCAAAUAUUGGCCUUCAGACAAACACACAAAGCGUUCUUUGGAAAGUCAGAUUUGUUCUUCGUGUGCAUGUUAAAGCCCCUUUCUUUGGAGAUCAAUGCACAGGAGUCAGAGAUUGAGGCAGCUCAGUGGAUGCCUUGGGAGGAAUACAUAAAGCAACCAUUUGUACAGAAUUAUGAGCUAUUGAGGUACAUGACAGACAUUUGCUCUGCUAAAACCAACGGAGACUACGAAGGUUUCACUCCUCUCCGCGUCACCGCACCUGAUCAACAAGGCAACUUGUAUUACAACACCCGCGACUUACAUUCGCGCAAUUGACCUUCUUUCUCAACAAACAGAGCUUUCCUCACAGAUUCUAACGAAGCUGGUUUCUUUGCUGCCUCUCUAUGUAAGCAUUUUGACUUUUGAAUCACUACAUAGCUCUCACCAAAACAUAAAAGCAUCCCAAAUGAAAACAUUUGCAUUCA